This is a messenger RNA of Hordeum vulgare subsp. vulgare (domesticated barley), 507 nucleotides long. Its product is annotated as LRR receptor-like serine/threonine-protein kinase ER2. The transcript is spliced from 2 exons. NCBI's taxonomy places the organism in Eukaryota, Viridiplantae, Streptophyta, Magnoliopsida, Poales, Poaceae. Gene Ontology annotation, molecular function: protein binding. Bases 262 to 507 code for a protein of 81 amino acids. The record is from RefSeq and is a predicted model, not a curated record.
CCCUCCUCCCCAUCUCCGACGAAGCCGCCCAGGCCCCAACACCACCGCCGUUGCCCCCACCUGGUGCUCCGCCGGCAGCCGCUCCCUGAACCCGAGGAGCUACACGCCCUCUGUCGGUGGUGUCGAUGUCGCCCUCGGCGGCGGACGGAGGGGGCGAUGGGGACGAGGAGCUGACGGCAAAGUCAUCUCUAGCAGCUCUACCUCGAGGGCAACGCGCUCGCCGGCGGCCUCGAGUUCCUGGAGGCCCUGGUGAUCCGCGACAUGGGGCGGAUCGGGGUCACCGUCCCGAGCACCCUCUCGCGGCUCACGCGCCCCCAGCAGCUCUACCUCGAGGGCAACGCGCUCGCCGGCGGGGUACCCGGGAAGGUGAUGUCUAGGAUGAGCUCCCUCCGCUACCUCUCGCUCGCCGGCAACCGGCUGGAGGGCACGCUGCCACCGGAGCUCGGGGACGUUCGCGUAGAAAGGAAUCCAGGGCAGAAGUGUAGGAACUGGGCAUCAAGGACGUGA